This is a messenger RNA of Neogale vison (American mink), 1797 nucleotides long. RefSeq names its product solute carrier family 10 member 2 (gene SLC10A2). The transcript is spliced from 6 exons. Gene Ontology annotation, cellular component: apical plasma membrane. Gene Ontology annotation, molecular function: bile acid:sodium symporter activity. NCBI's taxonomy places the organism in Eukaryota, Metazoa, Chordata, Mammalia, Carnivora, Mustelidae. The record is from RefSeq and is a predicted model, not a curated record. Bases 234 to 1280 code for a protein of 348 amino acids. Gene Ontology annotation, biological process: bile acid and bile salt transport.
UGUUGUAAUGUUACCUCUGAAAACUGACAUGCUAGCAUUUAUUGUUUUUUAUUGCCCCUCCCAGGUGGCUUCUGAAAGAGAAAACCAAGUGACACAUGUUUAAGAAGGGUUUAAAAGUUUGAUGUGCUUGGAUUAGGCAUUAUUUAUCUAGUGAGAAGCAGAAGAUUGGUGCUUCUGCGGGCUUCUGCGGGCUUCUGCGGACUUCUGUGACCAUCUGAGCAGCAAAUCCAGCAAUGAAUAAUUCAACGGGCUGUCCGGCCAGUGCAACUGUGUGCAAUGGCACGUCCUGUGUGGUAACUAAGAAAAACUUCAAUGACAUUCUCAGUGUGGUACUGAGUACCGUCUUGACCGUCCUUUUAGCUAUGGUGAUGUUCUCCAUGGGAUGUAACGUGGAAAUCAAGAAAUUCCUAGGACACAUAAAGCGGCCGUGGGGCAUAUGUGUCGGCUUCCUCUGUCAGUUUGGAAUCAUGCCCCUCACAGGAUUCAUCCUAUCAGUGGCCUUCGACAUCCUCCCCCUCCAAGCCGUGGUGGUACUCAUCAUGGGAUGCUGUCCCGGAGGAACUGCCUCCAAUAUCUUGGCCUAUUGGGUUGAUGGCGACAUGGACUUGAGUAUCAGCAUGACCACAUGCUCCACGCUGCUUGCCCUGGGAAUGAUGCCGCUGUGCCUCUUUAUCUAUACCAAAAUGUGGGUCAACUCUGGGACGAUCGUCAUUCCCUUUAAUAACAUAGGUACAUCUUUGGUCGCUCUUGUUGUUCCUGUCUCCAUUGGAAUAUUUGUUAAUCACAAAUGGCCCCAUAAAGCCAAGAUCAUACUUAAGAUUGGGUCCAUCACAGGCGCAAUCCUUAUUGUGCUCAUAGCUGUCGUUGGAGGAAUCCUAUACCAGAGUGCCUGGAUCAUCGCUCCCAAACUGUGGAUCAUAGGAACGCUAUUUCCUUUGGCCGGAUACUCUUUAGGGUUUUUACUGGCUAGAGUAUCUGGUCAGCCCUGGCACAGGUGCCGGACAGUUGCUUUGGAGACAGGGAUGCAGAACACGCAGCUGUGCUCCACCAUCGUGCAGCUCUCCUUCACCCAGGAGGAGCUCAACCUCGUGUUUACCUUCCCGCUCAUCUACAGCAUCUUCCAGCUCGCCUUCGCAGCAAUAUUCCUAGGAACGUAUGUGGCAUACAAGAAAUAUCAUGGAAAAAAUAAUGUGGAAUUUUCAGAGAGCAAAGACAACGAAAUGGUCUCUGGGUCAUCACUCCAUAAGGUGAAUGAAGGAUUUCAACCAGAUGGAAGGUAGACACCGACUGGACAAAAGAGAAGAACUCAAAAGUACAUGCUUCUGUUAACAAGAUUUGUUUGUUUUGAUGGGAUAUUUGGCAGGAAAAAGUUAAAGUGAAAAUUUAAAUUCCAGUUGAAUCCAUACACUGGUUUUGGUACCAAGUGACUGGUGGUUCAAAUCAUUAAUGUGACAAAUAUUUGUAUACACACACACACACACAUACAUACACACACACACAUAUAUAUACUGUCUUUGAAAUAUGCCCAAGAAAUAUCCUCCGACCUCUGACUAAAACUGACAUUGGUAACACUGAGAACGUCCUAACUCCUGAACAGAUUCUUAACCAGAAUCUCAUAACCUGACUUUUCGUAUCUUAAUAUAGAUGCAAUGAAUUGUUGUUAUUAUUAUAAAAUGAUCAAGAUUUUCUUCAGUAUUUAUAAUUGUAAAAAGAUUGAAAUGAACUUCUUCCACUGACAUAUUAAUUACUACUUUGAAAAUGUUGUAACCUAUUUAUUUAUAUAACUUUGUUGUAUAA